This is a messenger RNA of Mugil cephalus (flathead mullet), 893 nucleotides long. RefSeq names its product guanidinoacetate N-methyltransferase (gene gamt). Gene Ontology annotation, molecular function: guanidinoacetate N-methyltransferase activity. The record is from RefSeq and is a predicted model, not a curated record. The transcript is spliced from 6 exons. Gene Ontology annotation, cellular component: cytoplasm; nucleus. NCBI's taxonomy places the organism in Eukaryota, Metazoa, Chordata, Actinopteri, Mugiliformes, Mugilidae. Gene Ontology annotation, biological process: creatine biosynthetic process. The coding region runs from base 75 to 782 and encodes 235 amino acids.
UGCCUUUCACCCUCUUCUGUGUGGAGACGCCACAACCUCGACCACCUCAAACGAAACAAUAACAAUAACACAAAAUGAGCACCGCGGCUCAGCCCAUUUUCUCAAAGGGAGAGGACUGCAAGGCCUCCUGGCACGACGCCAGCGCCGGCUACAAUGAAGCCGACACACACCUGGAGAUCAUGGGCAAGCCCGUGAUGGAGCGCUGGGAGACCCCCUACAUGCACUCCCUGGCGACCGUUGCAGCCUCUAAAGGCGGUCGGGUUCUGGAGAUUGGUUUCGGCAUGGCCAUCGCCGCCACCAAAGUGGAGUCUUUCCCCAUCGAGGAGCACUGGAUCAUCGAGUGCAACGACGGCGUCUUUGCACGACUGGAGAACUGGGCCAAGUCUCAGCCUCAUAAGGUCGUCCCCCUGAAGGGCCUUUGGGAGAAUGUUGUUCCCACUCUGCCAGACAACCACUUUGAUGGUAUCCUGUAUGACACAUACCCUCUGUCUGAGGAGACAUGGCACACUCACCAGUUUGACUUCAUCAAGGGUCACGCUCACAGGCUGCUGAAACCCGGCGGCGUCCUCACCUACUGCAACCUGACGUCCUGGGGCGAGCUGCUCAAGAGCAAAUACGACAACAUCGAGAAAAUGUUUGAGGAGUCCCAGGUGCCUCAUCUGCUCCAAGCCGGCUUCAAGAAGGAGAAGAUUAGCACCACCACCAUGGACAUUGCACCGCCCAGCGAAUGCAAAUACUACUCCUUCAAGAAGAUGAUCACUCCCACCAUUGUAAAAGACUGAAGUCCGAAGAUAUCGCUGUAGCAUUUUUUUUUUUUUUACUCAGAAGUGCCGUUUCUCAUUGACCCUCAUCAUUGUGCCACGUUUCAAUAAACCCAACACCAUCCCAAAUCA